AUGUCGCGGCCACGGUACAAUGUGCGUUUCUCAAUAAGUCCGGAUAAAGUUAACUCCAAAGAAGAGCAAACCGUGUGGACAGAAUGGAAAGUAGCUGUUUAUGGAUUAGUGAUAUCAUUAAUAAUUAUAGUUGUGAAAUUUUUCACCAAUUACGGAAACCAGUUAGAAAAAACAUUUAUUGAAGACAAACUGAUUUAUUACAAAGUGUGGUCUGAAGAUGGACAAGAGAUGUUUACAACAACAUGGAAACAUGCUGCCAAAUACAGUAAUAUCUGGUUGCCAAUCGUAUGCGGUAUUCUGAGCUCCUAUUUCACUUGGGUAAUGGUUUAUUUGGACUCAAAUGAACCUGGAGUACAACCUCCCAGUCCGUUCUCACCCAAAAAGUACAAGGAACAAUCUGGCCACACUUUUCAUCUAAGCUAUGUUUUUGCCAUAAUUAUUGGAUUUUUAGUCAGUGGAUAUAUGUUUAUGAGAGGAGUUUCUAUAGUAUAUUGA
Messenger RNA from Diabrotica balteata, 495 nucleotides. Lineage: Eukaryota; Metazoa; Arthropoda; Insecta; Coleoptera; Chrysomelidae. The record is from the annotation of a GenBank genome assembly.